UCUACUACAAUCAACGACGCCAACGAAACGUAACGACGACUCUUUUUCUCUUCUGCACAAUACACACCACCACUUCUUUUUACUACAAUUAAUACUCACUCACAUUUAAUACGUCGUUAUCAUGUGGAUCGUGAACUGGUUCUACGAUGUGCUGUCCUCCUUGGGCCUGCUCAACAAGCACGCCAAGUUGCUUUUCCUCGGUCUCGACAACGCCGGAAAGACUACUCUUCUUCACAUGCUGAAGAACGACCGUGUUGCCAUUCUCCAGCCCACUCUUCACCCCACAUCCGAGGAGCUUGCUAUUGGUAACGUUCGCUUCACCACUUUCGAUCUGGGUGGCCAUCAACAAGCUCGACGUAUCUGGCGCGACUACUUCCCCGAGGUCAACGGUGUCGUCUUCCUUAUCGACGCCAAGGACCACGAGCGAUUCGGCGAGGCCAAGGCCGAGCUCGACGCCCUCCUCUCCAUGGAAGAGCUGUCUAAGGUUCCCUUUGUUAUCCUCGGCAACAAGAUCGACCACCCCGAUGCCGUCUCCGAGGACGAGAUGCGACACCAGCUUGGCCUCUACCAGACAACCGGCAAGGGCAAGGUUCAGCUCGAGGGCAUCCGACCUAUUGAGCUCUUCAUGUGCUCAGUAGUUAUGCGCCAAGGUUACGGUGACGGUAUACGCUGGUUGUCACAGUACGUUUAAGGGAGGCUGAAGGGGAUGCGGGUGGCUAGAGACUACAUCUUACGUUACGUUACGUCCUGGUCGAUGGAAGAAAGAAGACAUGUGACUAUUCAAUGUUUUUGAGAUUCAGAAAUUCUCCGUUGGGCGAACAAAGGCUGUGCAAUUCAACUACAACAUUUUGCUACACUAAGCGAUAUUGACUCUGACAGUCCCUGUGACAGUGAAAUCGACCCUUGGUGGUAUUUGUGCUGGGGUCCUUGUUUACAAGGGGCGAUUUUUGGGGAUGCUCACGAACGAUAGUAAGCAGCUAGUGAUAGCA
Messenger RNA from Fusarium graminearum PH-1, 989 nucleotides. Its product is annotated as GTP-binding protein SAR1. Gene Ontology annotation, molecular function: GTPase activity; GTP binding. NCBI's taxonomy places the organism in Eukaryota, Fungi, Ascomycota, Sordariomycetes, Hypocreales, Nectriaceae. The transcript is spliced from 5 exons. The record is from RefSeq and is a predicted model, not a curated record. Gene Ontology annotation, biological process: endoplasmic reticulum to Golgi vesicle-mediated transport; membrane organization; vesicle organization. Gene Ontology annotation, cellular component: endoplasmic reticulum exit site; COPII vesicle coat. Bases 122 to 691 code for a protein of 189 amino acids.